Drepanopeziza brunnea f. sp. 'multigermtubi' MB_m1 is the source of this 957-nucleotide messenger RNA. RefSeq lists its product as uncharacterized. The record is from RefSeq and is a predicted model, not a curated record. Lineage: Eukaryota; Fungi; Ascomycota; Leotiomycetes; Helotiales; Drepanopezizaceae.
AUGAAAUCCGGCGCCUUCUCGUCGUGGGUCAUCGGCCUCUGUAGCCUGACCUUUGUCGUCGCGGCACCUUCUCCCCAGCUUGGCCAACUUGGACCUCGUAGUCAGGAAUCGUCUCCAAACCCCAUCAAGUCAACUUAUCCGAGCGGCGUCACUGGUACGUUCAACAGUACCAUUGUGGUUAUUCCAAUCCCGUUUUCGGUAGCUCGGUCUGUUAUUCCUCAGCAAUGGGGCAUCAACGAGAACGCAUAUCGCGAAAUCCUUCCUGGCUUUCCCAGAGACUCAUAUCCUCUCGUAGUAAGAUCAGGUGUCGAUCAUGACGUUGGUGUGGCCAGCCUCAACUUCGCUUUGGAUGACUUCCAGUCUGUUCACGUCUUCUUCCCUUUCGUUGAUCUGCUUGGAGAUGGGUACUCGAGCUUCAACUACAACAAGUAUCUCCUCCUAACAUAUUCGAACGUGUUGGCUAUCGCCGGCGCGGGCACGGAUGGAACCAUACCUGUCCCAUCCACCUUCAAGCCGAACCUAGAGGCCUACGCAUAUUCUUCUUCCCAAAGCUACCCAGGGGAGAUCUCCUUUGAUGCCUACACCACCGCAUUUGCCACUAAUGCAACCUCCCCCUCCCACCUAACAGUCUCGCAAAAAUACACUCCAACCUGGGAAGUCGGUCCUUGGCCAGUAAACUUCUAUAUUAACGUUACCAACCAGCCAAUAUUCACUCGUGGCAUCAACUGUGACAACCAGAUCUUCUUGUACAACACGACGCUGUCGACCGGCCAGAACGCUCCUCGUGGCAUCAAGGGGUCGGUCAGUCUAAGUGCGCCCCUACUGCCUAAUGACUCGACCUUCCACAAUAUUUUUGGCGUCAAGGUCGACACAGCUUUCCUCGAGAAGAAUGGCGUCCCAUGCUCGUCUCUCAAAGGAUACCAUGGGACUGGACCGGGCGAUCGCGGAUCCGCAUAA